This is a messenger RNA of Neogale vison (American mink), 11058 nucleotides long. RefSeq names its product adherens junctions associated protein 1 (gene AJAP1). The transcript is spliced from 7 exons. NCBI's taxonomy places the organism in Eukaryota, Metazoa, Chordata, Mammalia, Carnivora, Mustelidae. Gene Ontology annotation, cellular component: adherens junction; plasma membrane; cytoplasmic side of plasma membrane. Bases 1 to 1458 code for a protein of 485 amino acids. Gene Ontology annotation, molecular function: beta-catenin binding. The record is from RefSeq and is a predicted model, not a curated record.
AUGCCCUCGGGGGACUUGGCGUCGGCCCUGCACUGUGGCCUUCUGGUGUGUCCUGUGGCAACGCUGACAGCUAGCGCUGGGGCCGACGGCCGCUGGGCCUCCCUCCUGACCCUCGGAGGAGCCUCCAACCCUGUGGGGCUGACGGCGCCAUGGUGGGGCCUGGUGGGGCCUGGUGGGGCCUGGUGGGGCCUGGUGGAGCCUGGUAGGACCUGGUGUUUCCUGGUGUUUCCCGGUGGGGCCUGUUCCAUGUCCAUCCGCUGGCCGGGCUGCUCCCUAGGAAGCCACGCUUGGAUACUUAUAGCCAUGUUCCAGCUCGCCAUGGAUCUGCCCUCGUGUGAGUCCCUGGGCCCGGGCCCCGACUUCCGGCUCCUGCCCCGGCCGCCGCAGCGGCCCCCGCGGCUGUGGAGUUUGAAGAGCGGACAGGCGGCGCGCCUCUCCGUGCCCGUGUGGAGCCCGCGCCCGGCCCGCGUGGAGCGCAGCCACGGGCAGGUGCCGAGCCCGCGCGCCAAACGGGCACACAGACCCAGGGACCAGGUGGCCGCCCUGGCGCCCAGAGGGGGGCUCGCCAAGCCCCCAGCUGCUGCCAAAUCCAGCCCUUCCCUGGGCUCCUCCUCCUCGUCCCCGUCCCCCGCGGCGGGUAGCGGGGCCACCACGGACCCGCAGGCCCUCCUGCGGAGGGAGAAGAGGCACCUGCAGGGGGCCGGCUUCAGCGGUUUUGAUUUCCGGGGCAGCAGGCCUACCACAGAGACGGAGUUCAUCGCCUGGGGGCCCACGGGGGAGGAGGAGGCCCCAGAAUCCAACACAUUCCCAGGGCUUUAUGGCCCCACCACGGCCUCCAUCUCACAGACACGGAAGACAACGGUGGCCACCGCCACCCCCACCGCCACAGCCACCACGGCCACCUCUACUACGCUGCAGACUAAGGGGGUCACGGAGCCCCUGGGCCCCAGGAAUAGGAUCCCGAUUGGGGUUAGCACAACGGAGCCUUCCACCAGUCCCAGCAAAGACGACGGCGAAGACGGCAAGCCCCCGCGGAUUCUGGGGGAGACCUCAGGUCUGGCUGUCCAUCAGAUUAUCACCAUCACUGUCUCCCUCAUCAUGGUCAUAGCUGCUCUGAUUACAACUCUUGUCUUAAAAAACUGCUGCGCCCAAAGCGGGAACACGCGUCGGAACAGCCACCAGCGGAAGGUCAACCAGCAGGAGGAGAGCUGCCAGAACUUGACGGACUUCACCCCCGCCCGGGUGCCCAGCAGCCUGGACAUCUUCACGGCCUAUAAUGAGACGCUGCAGUGCUCCCACGAGUGUGUCAGGGCGUCCGUGCCCAUGUACACCGACGAGACGCUACACCCGACAGCCGAGUACAAAUCCACGUUUAACGGGAACCGACCCUCCUCCUCUGAUCGGCACCUUAUUCCUGUGGCCUUUGUGUCUGAGAAAUGGUUUGAAAUCUCCUGCUGACUGGCCGAAGUCUUGUUUACCUCCUGGGGGCAGGGCAGACGCCACGUGUCUGUAUUAUGGAUUCCGUUGGUGAACCUGUAAAAAAAAAUUUAAAAAAAUAAAAAAAAAAAUUAAACACACACACACACACACCCUAAUCUAGACUCUCUACGGGGAGGGUCCCCAUGCCUACCGCUUCAGUUUGCCGGUGGGGAGCUCAAAGAGCAGGACGCUAUAGGCCAAAUAUAUUUUUAUAAAAAUGCUCACGCCUAUGGGGGAACUGCCUUCUGCCAGAGUUGUCUUUGGAGGAGAGAGAGAAGAAAAGCAAGAAAGCAGCUGCAGACGGAGAAGAAAGGCCGACAGGAAGCUCCUGGAGCCUGGGAUUUGGACUGAUUCUGAACCUUUGCCAAUAAUACCAUUAUGUGCCAUGUAGUGACCCGAAGGACUUGGUGACCGCAGUGAGCCAAGUGAACCACGCGUAGAAACCUGACCGAAACAGGGGGCGGGAAUCUUCCAAUAGAGUUGCUAUUUCUGGUUAAUACACAUAUAUAAAUAUUAAAUACACCAGACACACACACACACACACACACACACUUUUUUUGUACUGUAGCAAUUUUUGAAGACCUUCAAUGUUCCUUUUUAAAAAAAAAAUGUUAUCGGUUCCAGAACCUGGUUUAUUUACCAUGCUUAGUCUGAACAGAAUAAACUGCUGUUUUCUACUUUGGCAACAUAUCCCACACACAGGCACACGCACACGCGGGCCCACACGCGUGCGCACCCGCACACACGCAUAGAGACGCCGACACCGGAAACGCGGUUCCACGAGUGAGCAUGCCCCCUCCGGUGACCCGGCCUCCCGUUGCCGCCCGUCCCCGGGGACAGCCGGGACCCCGCAGACCGACCCCUCCCGACACCCUACAUUGGCUGAUAUCCGGUGAGUGGCUCUAGAUGUAGACUUUCUUGUCUCAGGCCAGAGUCAAGAAUGCCAUGGUUGUACAGACCUGCAUGCAGGGAGAGAGAGAGAGGGACGCAUGAACGUGACCUUGUUUUUUUUCUCAUUGAGGUGUUUGAAGGAGCUACUCACAGCCACGCACACGUGUGCGUACGUGGUCGGCUGCCUACAGACGGGCUGAGCGUCAGCCCGGGCGGGGGGCGGAUUCUUAACCAUCCUUGUGUUACACAAGCGUAGACCGAAUUAAAGAAAAUUUUCCAGUUCCACAAAUUAAAGGAAUCUAUCCUUAGAAUGUGUGUGCGUAUGUCAGAGCAGAAUUCAGACAUCGACGAGGGCCCCCGUUGGUUGGAAAACGAGAAAGAAGUCCGUGUGCCAAGGAUCCAGGCUACUCCCACGGGGGCUGUGCCCUGGAGCGCACCCCACAUUUGUUUCAUGCAUGUUGGGGGACAGGUCGCUGCUCUUUCUAGAGCCCAAGCACGGCCUGCAAUCUUGGUGAGGACUGGAGCAAAGACGCUGUCUCUCGCUAGUGCUGGCUGGCCAACAUCUGUGUUUUUGCCAUCAAGAAUCCUACAGCGGGGUUUCCCAGUGGAAAGAGGGGCUCGAGGCUGAAGCCUCGGGGAGGGGAUCACGAGCCCAUGUGAUUCGUGAGAAACACUGCCAUGUUUGGGGAGCACAGCUCCCUCACCCAGUGGUGCCCCAGUGCCCCAUUGUGCCCUGUGAGUGACGGGAGGCUCCGUUGGAAGCUGUUUUCUCCUCACGGGGAUCCCAAAUUCGAUGCCUGUGGCCUGCCCUCUAUGAAUGGCCCACGAGUGACAUUGACUUCACCAGGAGGUUGUGUGAACCCAUCUCGUGAAAUGCCCCAUAGACCAGGUCAGAACGCUGCAGGUCAGGUGGGCAGCUAACCUCGUGCCCCCGAACUGGCCAGGCUGGGGACCUCUUUCUUCCAUCAGGCUCAGCCUCCCUGGGCAACACCUUGAAAUAUGCUUCCACGCCUCUUGGAAUGUGGGAGACCAGGCGAGUCCAGGGGAGGAAAGAACCGUAGUGCUAGGUCUGUGUUGUUGGGACUCGCCCGCCACGUGGGGAAGCCCAAUUUGGGGCUGGGUUUGGUUUUGUCACUUUCCCCCAAAGCUCCGGCACACGCCUGCCGCUGGCGUCUCCGGCUGCCGGGGCUCACCUGCAUGGCGCUGGAAGGCACACCUCUCUCCAUCGGUCACCCUGUUCAUCCAUCUCAUUACCUGCGGGUUUUUGGAGGUGGCGCAGGGGCCUUCCUGACUCUGUGGGCGCAGCUCAGUGUGAGUGCAAGGCAAGGGCUGUCGGCGCCCGCCGGGGCAACAGAAGCUGCGCUCUGCUCUUCAACACCCUGAGUUCCAGGGAGCCCCGCUGAGGAGGAGGUGGCGGCAGGGGGCCUGUUUGUCCACCGGCAGCAGGAACCUGAGAUUCCUGAUAAUGCCACAGUUUGGUGUCCACACUCCUGUCCGACGGCUGCUCAGCCCCUUCCUGGGCCUUGGGCUGCACUCCUGACACCUGAACUCCUUCCAGAGCACCACGGGACGCCCAGCUUUCCAAGGAUGCUUAGAGUCACCAAGUCCCCCAGACACACACAGCCCCCUGGGCCGGCUCUCCGGGCCACACACACAGCCGACAGGGGCCCACACGUUUCCCACUGGGGAGUCUGCUAGCAGUUCACAUCUGUCUGAACAAAUCCACCUCGGGGAAGGCUAGCGUUCCAGGGUGCUCGAGGGAGUGUGUGCAUGUAGGGAUUUGGGUUUUUCCAUGGUCCCCGAGAAAUGUGGAAACACCAGCUCUGCACAGGGGCUGGUCAAGGAAAGCGUGCAGGCUUAGGAAUUCAGCUCUGCCCGCGAGAACGUCCAUAACGUGAGAUCGUACAGGCGUUCCCGGAGUCAGGCCCUGUGCACGACGCUGUGUGUCCAGGGAGCGGUGUGGCCAGGCCGUCCCUCUGCAGCCCAAGGCCGAGCUCCGCGUUGGCCUCCGCUCUCCUCGGCCUCCCGCGGCUGCAGUUCCCUCUGUCAGGCCCUCACGUUUGCUGUAGAUUGUCUGUCCUUCCAGAAAAGCACUCGGAGGAAGAGCGCUGUAGUUUGGUGAGUCCCCCAGCUUUCGUCCACCUCCAUCUCAUCCCUGCGGUGGCGGAAAUCCAUGGCCGUGACCCUGCUGCACGCAGACCUCUGUCCUUCGUUUACCAUUAAAGCUUUCGGAGCAGCUGGGCAGGGCGCUGGGCACUCUGCCGUCCGGGCCGGUCUGUUUCUAGACUUAAUUACUUCUAGUCUUCGUGAAUUUGUCACUUUAUGUGGUUGAAACAAUGGGUGUAAUUACUUUUGUUAACCAGCUCUGAGUGCCAAGGGAAAGGGGCCCCAGGCUUGGCCGGGAAAGCUUCCAGGUCAUUCCCCGUCGGGCUCGGAUUCCAGCAGCGUCCAGGGCAAAAGCCGGGCCAUGUGCCCACUGUAUCCUCCUGCUUGGUUACAGCCUGCCCACACACGGUAUGGAGUGGAGGGACCCCUUGGGCAUGAGAGAGGGCUGUUAGUCUCCACAACCGGGGUCUUUCUUGUGCAGGAAGGAGACGACACCUAGAACACCUUGGUUCCCCCACAUCUUUCUGGUCCUUCUCCAACCGCAGUUUGGGUGGACAUCUCAGGCUGAUGUGACUAGAUGUUCAUCUCAGUCCUUCACGGGGCGUUUGAAACUUAGGAACCUGGACUUACAGCAAAUCCCACCAACUCUGGAUGUCACCCCCAAUGUCUGAAUGUCACCCCUCCGAAUGUCACCCCAGGAACUCGGUAGUUCGUCCGGUGACCUUGACAACUUCCAGCAGUCUUCCUUCUCAGAUACAUCGCUCCGUCUCAGCCACAUUUCCGCAUCAGGCAGAGUCUUCUGCACAGGCUUUAAUCUUCAGGAAUUUUGUGUGAGGAUGCCCAUUCCCAUUUGUCAUAUGAAGAAAUGCACAUAUCAGAGAAUUGAUCCUUUUGCCUUGUAAGGUCUCCUUUUGACUCUUGCUGCCCACGGAGUUGAUCCAUCUUUCCUUCCUCUCCCUCUCCUUCUUCUUUUCCUUCUCCUCCUCCUCUUCUUUCUUCUUUCUUCUUCUCCCAGAUGGCCCAGUAUCAUCAGCAGCUCAGGAAGCUAGGCUGAUCCAGCCUCUUAGGAGAUAAGAUGAGGAGCCAGGGCUGAGGUUCUGGGCUGGGACCUGCAGCCCUAUUGGGUCAGGCUGAGUCUUCCAAUGACUUUCAUCUCAGUGCAUGGGCAUCCGUACAGACCUUUCUUUGCCCAUAUUGUGACCAUCAUCUUGUCUCAUCAGGGAGGUCCCAGCACGAGGGAGUGUCAGCACUCCCCUGAGCUGUCUUCCCUCCACCCCAUCUCUACCAAGUCACCCCACACACCACAGUGGGGAAGGCACUGGGGCCAUUCUUGUUUCACUGCGUGGUUCCCGAAGACACUACUCACAGAUGCCGUUGGAAGUGAUUCUUUGUGACUUGCCAAAACUGGCCAUUCAUCUGCUCGUGCAAAGACUUGAACUCCUGUCAUGUUGGCCACAUGGUCCUGCCCUCCUGGGUUUUACUUUCUAUUCUGGGAGGAGGCAGAUAGUUAACAUAGAAGCAAAGAAUAAUGAUUUCCAGAGAGAGGGAUACAUGACAGCAAGAGAAUGGGGCACAGUGAUAGCAGGAAGAGAAGAGGGGCUGUCCGCAUCUCCCGGGAACUGUCACUUGCUCAGUGAGGGCUGGUCUGGGUGGAAGAGAAUACGGACGACUUGCUCCUACCUCCUGGGUGAAAAUGCAGUGCAGUGUCAAGGAGGAGAUGCCUCGGUCAUUACAAACCAUCUACCUUGUUACCGAAACCGUCAUCAUUCUAGCAGGGGGUGACCCUGCUGGGGAAGCAGGAAGGCCAGGUGAUGAAUUUCGCUGUCCUCCAAGGCCUGCCUCUCUCCAUGGACCCCUUCCCAAGCACGCAGAUACAUUGUCAAGUCGACCAAUUCUCAAGGAAGGCAAAGGAGUCCAAGGACAGAGACGCAGCCCGCAGGGCAGAGUCAUCCCUCCUGGUGAGAGAAGAGUAGGCAGCUGCCUUUUCCAAAGCUCACCCUCAAUAGUGAUCACACUUAGCCACGCACUUAAACAACAUCUGCUUUUAAGGAAGCAGAUACUCCAAAACACGCCAUGAUUCAUGUAAUUUUGGAAUGGUUAUUUUGGUGUCGUUUGUCAAUUCGCUAUGCCGUCCUGUUUUUUGAUCGUUUGUUUGUUUUCCAAUGUAAAUAGCACAGCCCACAUAAAUGAGCAAAACUCUCGCCAUCUGAGAGUUCUUGAUUAUUCUUCCUGACUUAUUUUUCAUGGAUGUGCGUCCGGCUAUGAAGACUGACCUGUUCUUUGCUGCCUGCUCCGAGCCCAGAUUUGUGUGUCCGUUGCAUUCAGCUUAAGGCACGGGGUUUUGGCGAGGUCUUCAAUAGCUGUUUGACAUUUUGAAAUGUGCUGCCAGCCCUUCCUUCCACAACGUGUGGUGCGUGGCUGUGCGUAGUUUUGCCCUCCUGGGGUUAGAGUUUGCAUUCGAGUAAGGAGUGGGUGCAUGGAGGUGUAGGCAGAGAACCACCAUUGUUUCGGUCACCCCGGCCAGCGAGCAAACAGAGGUCAGCUUUCCGACCUCAAGUGAUUCUAGAAGAUCUCAGCAAGUACACGGUGGCCAAUUUCUGGAACUCAGAUCGCUCAUACUCCGAGCAGGCAAUCCCUGAUUAGGAAUUGAAUUCUGUACAACCUCCCCUUCCGCCAAAGGACCAUUUAGUAGUGCUUGCUCUGCAUCGGAGAAGCCGUCCCACCAGAACAGACAGUCGGGCUCUCAUGUGCCUGCGUACACUCCCCUCCGCCCCAUCUCACUUUGGCUGGAAGGGGUUCGACGCGUAGACUGCAGCCGAUGAGAAAGCUCGGCGAGCCGUGGCAGCGUGAGGUGUUACGACGACCCAGGACAAAGAGGACAGGUGCUUGUCAUGGGCUCUUUAAGGCGGCAGUGCAUGGACAACGGGGCAUGGAGGCGAGGGGGCUUCUCUCCGUGGAUUUUCAGACCCGUGCCAGGGACAGGUCUACACUCCACCCUUCUAAGUGCACAGCCCAUGUCCAUGUCCAAAGAGAAUAGUCAGCUUGCUUAUGUGAUGUGUCUGUGUUGGAGCUGGAAUGCUAAAACAUAUCUCCCCAGGAGCCCCAUUGCAUUUCCCCUCAAUGGAGUGCUUGUUAAGUGCUCCAAGAGUUAGGGUGCCCAGAAUCAAAGGAAUAGUUUUGAAUGAAUCCAUAGAUCUAAGUCAUGUACGGAAUGACGUCAGCUUAAGAGAUGUAGUUUAAACUGGCCAGCCUUGCCCAUCUGGGACACAUAGGUUUAUGUGGACUUGGGUGGGGGUAGUUCAAACAGCUAGUGAGUCAUGGGGCAAGGGUCAGUGGGUGUAUAAAUAGUCAUGUUAUCUCUUCUGUGUUGGGUAGAAUUAGAACACACUUGUGCCAUGAAUAGUAUAAAUCAAAUAGGUUAAGAUAAUAAGCCUAGAGUGUUGCUAAGACAUCUUAUGGGGCUGAGUUCACUCUUGCCAGUACCUUGAAUCUCACAGCAAAACAUCUGCUGAGUAGUGUGUGGUGGGAAUGAUGCAGAGGAUCUGAUCGUAGGAAAUUCUGGAUGAAAGUUAACUAGGUUUGUCCUAGGUGAUCUCGCUCCUAAAAUAGGACCCCUUGGAGACUCGGGUUUUCACUCGUAAUUCAACAUCUAAGUACCUGCAAGGCCAAAUAACAGAUCCCUGCAAGCUUCGUUCUUAGGUGGACAUUAACUCAGCCAGUCACAGUGGUUAGUUUUCAUCAGAUUUCUGAAAUUCUGCAAUAAAUGCUUUAGUGUUGAAGCUGAUAGCUUUCGGGCUGGCAGCUGUCAGUCUGUGCAUCAGUCUGUGCAUCAUUCUAGUCUUGCUGGAUCUGGCAAGUCAUUGCUUCCAGAGAAUAGGGGAGAACUUCAGCCAUGGGAGAAGCAAGAACACUACGCAGUCCUAGCAUUGACUUUUUGGCACCAUCACGUACCAUGGAGACUUGUGGCUACAAACAUCUAGAAAGGGGGAACCCCUUGAGGGACCCUCAUAUAAUUAUUUCAAAUCAUUAUUCAGGGAACCGUCAAGGCAGACAUAUAUCGCCCUCUUGGGCCACUGUCCCAUUUCUAAGACAACCAUCUGUCUGCCACUCUGCAAUCAUCACAAGCCAAAAGGGCCAAUCUCAAAGCCAUUAUAACAUCCAACCUCCAUUUCCAAACUCUGGGGGACCGUCAGGAGUAGGAGAGAGGGGCUUUGCUGAAGUCAUAGGCUGCUGAAAUCCAUGGAAGGGUGUGAUGGCAUGUGAAGUAGCUACUGCCACUGGAAGGGACCCUCACCCUCUGCCUCCGAAGUCUAUUUUGGUCUGGAAACUCCACUCAGCUUUUUCUCUCCUACACAUACUGAUUUCUAAUGUGUUAUGUGAGUGCCCACAACUUAAGGUCUACAAGGCAACACGAGUGUUUCUCUUGAUGAGCUUACAGCAGGAAAACACGAACUUACAUGGAAUUCCUGGAGAGGACGGGUCUAAGGUGCUCUUAGGUACUACUCCACUUCUGCAGACAAGCACAACUGUUCUCCCAGUGAAAGGCAUUAAAGACAGGCAUGGGCAGCUGGUUUUGAAAAGUCAGCAGGCAUAGCAGAUCCCACAUCUGGUCACAUACUCCUUGAUCUGAACUGUCCUGACUUACAGACACAUUAAAAUAUAGACCUUUUGUUUGCUUUUCAUUUGCAUUUGGUGUGACAUAAUGACAUAAGGGUGUCAUUUCCUCAUAAGGGUGAAAGAGCCUUAGCAAAGUUGGUCCUCAGUCAACUGACUGUAGAAUUGAUCCUUAAAGACGAAUUCCCAGCCCAAGAUGACAUGGAGUGGCUUGAGGUUCAGGGCGUGUUUCAGAGACCCCCAUGUUUGUACCGCUUGGCGGGAAGACAGAACAACAUCCAUGACAUCUGUUCCUCCCUGAAACACUCACCAGUCGUGGUGAAAGGGACAUGUAGGAACUUGUGAAGUUUUAGACUGAAAAGGAGAUUUGGGGGAAACACGUGACCAGCUUUGAGCUGAAGGUAGUUGUUUUCUUAGAGACUAGAGUUUUGUUUUGUUUUCCAUUACUUCUGGCAGCCCCACUUGGAUCAUUUCCUUCUCUUGCCUUCCCUGCAAAAGCAAGAUGGCGGGUGCUGGAAUCCAGACUCGGUUUCCCUUCUAUUAAAAUGACUCACGUGAAAAGCAGAACGUAACAACAAAGCCUUCCCUAAGCUUAACAACCUUAGCUUGUUGUUUAAGUUGUUUACGUUUGCUUCACUUGUGACUGAGGUGUGAAUCAGCGAGAGGUGAAGUCUCUCUGCCCAUGCUAUCGAUCAGGACUCUUCUCAGACAUGAGUUGGGCCCAGAGAGUGUUAACCUGGACAUCGGAGGAAGCAUGGACGAUAUUCUUAAAUUAUUUUUACGUUUUUUCCCCAGAAGGAGUAAAUGGUUACUGCAAAACAUUUAGAAACUACCAAUAACCAAACAGAAGGGAAAUAUCUGAAACCCUUCGAUUGUCAUUUCACUUAUGGAAAUUGUUCAACGCUGAACCCUUGGGGGUCGGUUGCAGAGUUGACAAAUCUGGCUCCUUUGUAUGUUUUAUACAAAAAGACAAAGAACAAAACAAAACAAAAAUCCAAUUAGCUUUUGAAUGCCUUUUUUCUGGUUUACCCUGUCACUGACUAAACUCACCGCCGAUCAUGAGCGCGCCACCAGGAGAGGGAAAGGCAGUCAGCCAUUUGGAUGUUUUGCUCUCACGUCAUCAAGCCGCUGGGCGUACCUGGGCAUUGGGGGGGAAUAAACAGAACAACCAGAGAAACAUCCAGAUUGUUGGCUGGAUUUUUCACAUGGGGCAUCUUUGUGACACAUGGCUGGGAAACAGAGGGAUCCAUUUCCAUUUUCCACAUUCCUAGUGCAUCUGAAUAACGCUUGAAUUUGCCAGGUCUAGUUACAUAAAUUUAAAGACGAGCCCAUCUCUCUCCUCCUCCUCCCCAGCUCACCCGUGGAACUGGACAGUCCACAGACCAUGAACCCGAACCGCAGGACGAGAAAUUAAAUGCUGAAGGCCACAGUGGCCUAUUUUCACAGGUUUUAAGUUACAUGUUGUAGAACUUUAUUUUUCCCCCUUUCCUCAUGUAUAGUAAAGCUGGUUUUUAUUUUGAUUUUCCUAAAUUAUUUUCUGAUACAAUAAACUGUUAACUGUUUAUUUAUACUUUUCCAUGGAGCACUUGUUAUUUUUGAACAGCAAAACGAAAGCCUCCCUGUUCGAGUGUUAUACAUAUAUCUAUACCACAGCUGUCCUUAUAAACGUAUUUCUAUGCCACCUUCUUGAAAGUUAAACUAUUGUAGUUUACUGUUGUGUUUUUCUUUCAAUGCAUACCAUAAUCAUGUUAAUAAACAGAAAUGACAUGAUAUAUUUGAGUGGGGGUGGGGGGCUGGGUGUGAUUUCCAUACAGGUGAACUUUUAUUCCAGAUUUUUUUAAGUUGUUUCUGUAUCUCAAAGCGAUGUAUUUGGAAAACAUUGUACAUGCAACACCUAUAUCAACUUUCCUGUGUAUAUUUAGUACUCUGAUGUUGCUAUUAAAAAAAAAACAUAAUAUGGAAAAAAUA